This is a messenger RNA of Paramecium sonneborni, 211 nucleotides long. NCBI's taxonomy places the organism in Eukaryota, Ciliophora, Oligohymenophorea, Peniculida, Parameciidae. The record is from the annotation of a GenBank genome assembly.
AUGAAUGAAAUAUUGAAAGAUGAUCCUAUGAUUAUCUCAAUGAGUUUAAAUAAAAUUAAUUUGCAUUAAUAUAAAGUUUUUGGAUAUUUAAAUACUAAAAUUGAAGUAUAUAGAGAAGAUAGUAAAAGAAUUUAAAUGGUUGAAAGUAAAUGUUUGAUGAAAAGAAUGUAUUCUUUUUAUUUAUUUAAAUUAUAGCCUUAUUUAAUUUUGA